Didymella exigua CBS 183.55 is the source of this 1062-nucleotide messenger RNA. RefSeq lists its product as uncharacterized. The coding region runs from base 289 to 1023 and encodes 244 amino acids. The record is from RefSeq and is a predicted model, not a curated record. The transcript has a single exon. NCBI's taxonomy places the organism in Eukaryota, Fungi, Ascomycota, Dothideomycetes, Pleosporales, Didymellaceae.
ACUCGAUGAUUGAGACUCUGCUGUUUCUUGGGCUGGGCUGUUUGCUUUCGGCCUUUUCAGAGCUUUUCACAUCUCGUCGCAGAGUACAGUCGGCAUCUGCCAUACUACACUCGACUUAGUCAUCCUUUUUUCUACACCCACAUGGCCAUUGCUUGAAACAGCAUCUCAGAACGCAUCAGAGGAUACCACAGAUUGAGGACCGUCUCUGCGAUUCUACGUCUGGCCUGAGAGAUCCAUCUCGACGCCGCACACCACGACCUGCAUCCUCGGUGCACACACCGCACAACCAUGACCUCUAUAUCAACAUCCGUCGCAUCCCUCCCCACACUCACCCAAACCGGCGCCACCAUCGCGCUCCAAGCCGCCUCGCUGUACGCCGCCGACCUCGGCCUGCCCAUGAGCAUCGCCAUCGUAGACGCGCACACGCACCUGCUAGCCUUCACACGGCACGACGCGGCAAAGCAUUCGAGCAUCGAAACCGCACUGUGCAUGGCGGCAACCUCCGCAGCGAACCGGCUCCCCACCUCUGCGCUCUCAGAAACAAACACACCAUUCGCAUCUGCGUUCUCGUUCGCGGCGAGCCAGCGCCUCUGCACGCUCCCCGGCGGCCUGCCCAUCCUGUCCCCCGCCGGCGCGCUGCUCGGCGCUAUCGGCUGCAGUACGGGCACAAGUCUGCAGGGCGAGGACGCGGCGGCCGCGGGCCGAGACGCGGUGUUGCAGUUCAUCAAGCUCGAAGCCGAGGACGAGGCGCGCAGGAUCGAGGACGAGCGUGAGAAAGUGCUGCGCCUGUGGAAGGAGAAGGAAAGUGAGGUGGAGAGUCUGAGGGAUGAGCUGGAUUAUGAGCGAUAUGGGACGGGGAAGAGGAGGAAGACGAGCAGCGUGGGGGUCGGGCGGGGUGGAAGUGCGAGCCCAAGGGGCCGGGAGAGUAGGGGGCUGGGGCUGUGUACGCCGCCUGAGGAGGGUGAGAUUGGGGAUUACUUGAAGCCGAGUUUUGUUGGCGAGGUAAGGGCUGGUGGGUUCUGAGUGUGCUCGGCACGGAGGGCCGAGUUCGACAUGCAAAGG